AUUUGUAGCUUUGAUGAUUUUUGUAGGAAACUCUGGAGGAGCUGAUUGAAGCAGAAAAAGCUUUCGAUGUACAGUUCAAAAACUGGGAGAGCCAGUUUGAGAAAUGGAAAGAACAGAAUAUCAACCACCCUGACAAAACGCAGUACAAAGAGUAUGAGGCCAAAUGGGAGAGCUGGAGGGAACAGCUUGUUCAAAGAAGAGAUCAGAUGAGAAAGAAACGGGAAACCAGAUUAGAAGAAAUUAAGCAGGAGAAAGCGGCGCAAGAAGCGGCGGCUAAGGCAGCGGCCAGCGCCACUAAUCCGGCGACAAACGCAGCGGCGGCGGCUGCGGCUGUGGUGGCGGCAGCGGCAGCGGCUGCGGCAUCGACCGCCCCUCCCGACCCCUACGGCUAUGCGGCCCAGAUGCCGCCUCCGCCACCCAUGUUCGCGCCCUAUGCACCCUAUCCGGCCGCCGCCAUGUUUGGGGCGCCGCCUCCACCCGCCCCGGCCCCUCCUGCUCCAGCCCCCCCGACCAACAUGUUCAACCCGAUGAGCUUGCCGCCGCCGCCUGUUGUCAACGCGGCCGCCGAUAAGGACAAGGCAAUGAAUCAAGACAAGGGCAGUCCUUUCGGAGGCCAAGGUAUGCGACCGAAAGACGGCAAAGGUAUUCCCGGUCUCGACCUGCUGGCUGAUGGUGCUAAACAUUUCAAGGACAAUAAUAAACCACCUCCUUCUUUCAAUCCGUACGGCGAAAACAAGAACCAGCCAAUGAUCACGACCUCUGAUGACUGUAAAGCGUUCGACUUUCCCAAGUCAAAGCCUGACAACCAGUCUGACUUCUUCAAAAACUUCAAUGUUCCUCCUCCACCUUCCGCCGGCGGCUUUGGUGGAAACAUGAUUCCUGGCUUAAUGGAAGGCUUCAAUCCAGGCCAGUUCCCACCGAAUUUCAACAAAGAUGACCAGUCAGGCGAACGCCACAAGCAGAGCCGAUUCUCAGGUUCAAAUAACGAAGGCUCUUCAAGUAACCAAGGACCCGAAGGCCAAUGGACGCCCGGCAAAGACCAGUUGAAGACUGGCGGUUCCCGAUGGGGAAACAACGAUCUCCCUCCCGAUGAAUCUAGCUCCUUCUCUCGAGGAUCUCUUGAGGAUAAAGGGUCCCGCGAUAGAUUCGGCAGAGAUGACAGUAACGACAGAUUUGGUGACAACAGUCCAUUCUCUCGAGGUGGCGGCGACCGAUUUUCAGGAUCCCGUGACAGCUUUGGAAGGAAAGGGCCCGGAGAUGGUCUGUUAGAGAAGCCGUUUGGCUUUGGUGGCCGACCGGGGGUCAACCUAGAUGAACCCGACAGGUUUGGGGGUAGUCCCGCUGAUAGGUUUGGUGGUCCUGAAGGUGAUCGUUUCGGACCAGGAGGAGAUAGAUUUGGUGGAGGGCCCGACGACAGAGCCAGGGGUGGUCCAGGAGGAGGACGAUUUGGUGCACCUGAUGACAGGUUCGGAGGAGAACCUCGUGGGCCGCCAGAAGACAGGUUUGGCAACAGAUUCGGUGGUGAUAGGCAACAGCCUGGAGAUAGAUUUGGUGGUCCACCUAGACCUCGAGACAGGUUUGGCGGCGGCGACGAUUCACAAGGUUUUGAAGGUUCUCAAGGAGACAAACCCGAUGAUGAACUAUCUGGAGAUGGAUCCAGAGGAAGGGGUGGUCGAUUUGGUGGACCCCCUGAAGGUGACAGAUUCGGAGGAGACGCACCUGGGUUCAGAGAUGGACCUGGAUUCAGAGGUGGAGAUAGGUUUGGAAGGCAGAGAGGAGGUCGCUUUGGAGGACCCCCUGGAGGCGAUCGAUUUGAACCCCCGGAAGGUGACAGGUUCGGUGGCAGUCCAAGAAAAGGUCUGCUGGACACUCCAGAAAGGUUCGGCCCCGGAGAUGGUCCCAAGUUCGAAGGAGGAUUCAGAGGAGGUCCUGGAGGAAAUCGGUUUGGCCGAGACAACAGAUUCGGCCCUGGCCCUGAUGGACCUGAGGGAUUCCGAGAUGAACCUCUCCGUAUGGGACCUGAAACGGAUGCUGGCGAUGCCUCCCAGCCUGGACCUGAAGGUCACGACAGCUUUGAAGGCCCUCCUGCAGGACCUAACAAGGGUCCGGUCUCCUUAUUGGAUCUACCACCGAUUAAACCACCUUUUGUACCAGAAGGUCCCAGAGGCGGGGAUGGUAUACUAGGUCCGGCUCCAGAUGAUGUGGGCAGAUUCAAUUCGCCUAGAAAUGAUGAUAGAUUCCCUCCCGGUACUCCAGGCAGUAAUUCAGCUCGCAGCCCAUGGAACCAAAAAGGUGGCCCCGAUAAAUCGACACCUCAUGAAUCAGAGGAGCAGGAGCAAUACCGUCCAUCGACUGUGCAUGACUACAGUGUUGAAAGCGAUGCAGAUAGGCCAGGCGUCAAAGUUAUCGAUUAUAAACACUCAAAACUUGAACCAUCUUACGAUGAGCCAGAGACGCUUGAACCUUUGAAAAUGUUUGACUAUGAUCAUGGAUCGAAAAGAAUGAACUACCUAAAAUAUGAAGCAGGUGAGAGGGGAUUCAGAAUUUCAGAUGACUUUGGUCGCAAUGUCGACUCGAACGGAUAUCGAGGGAGAGACAGAGACAGAAACAGGGAUGGAUCAAGGGAUAGGGACCGAGACAGAGACAGGAAUAGGGAUAGGGAUCGUCCCCGUAGCAGAGAUAGAGACAGAAAUAGGGAUUCUGGAAGAGGAGACAGGGAUAGGGACGUUGGGCGAGGAGACAGAGAUAGGGAUAGUGCUAGGGGAGACAGAGACAGAGAUAGGGAUAGUGCUAGGGGUGACAGAGACAGAGAUAGGGAGAGAGAUCGUGAUGCGAACAGAGACAAGGACAGAGGGACUCCGAGGAGACGGAGUCGAAGCAGGGAGAGGGGAAACCGAGAUUCGGCACCGGAAAGAGAUGAAAAAAGAAAACAGCACCCCGAUGAUGAUAAUAAUAAAGAAGACACUAAAGAGAAUGAGAAAAAUAAAUCGUCAUCGGUGCAAAGCUCGAACUCGCAGUCUGCCGAGAAGCGAAACAGAGGCUCGACGGGCCCCAAACCUCGUGCUGUGCUAAUCGAAGCACAGUCGGCUCCAAUGGUGGCAGAGACAGCGUCAGAAGAAAGCUAUGUGUUCCACGAAAGCAAGUCGGAUAAAGAGGUGGAGGAGAAGGGAACCCCGCCUAGGAUUUUAUCAAUUGACGACUAUUUUAUUGCUGAAACUGAAAAGACUGAAGUAGAUCCAGACACUGGGAGAAAAGUGACAAAAAGAGUGUUGGAGUAUGAAUACGAAGCCGUGAUGGAACCCAACUAUCGCACUUCGCUCCUCAGAGCACUCAAGAAAACAGUUUCUGAUGGAUAUUUUCCUUUUAUUAUAGUCGACUCUGUUAAUGACAAAAUCGAUCACUACGAAGAAAUGUAUAACUUUGCUAUACAAAAUGGCUUCCAAGUGUAUAUAACUGAAAUGGACAUGGACGCGAGUGCAUGUAGCAAGCGCAACAUCCAUAAACGCACAGAGAAAGAAAUCCAAGACGUUAUCGAUGGCUGGGAACCAAUGCCCAAUUAUCAGGUGGAACUUGACAUCCGAUCACUUCUGCAGUCGGCUGCCAUAACUGAGGAUGUGACCACGCAAGGUUUAUUUAGAAGCAAGUGGGACAACGUGGAUUGCACUGGCGAAAAACUAGACAAACUGGACGGACUCGUCAAAGCAAGAAAGUCGGACAGCUCCAUCAAGGACUGGCUUCAACUACCAGAUGACUACUAUGCCAACCCAUCAAAGCCUUCAAAGCCAGGGGCCAAGAGGGUUCGGUGGGCCGACUUGGAGGAGAGGCGUGAACAGGAGAAAAUGAGGGCGAUCGGAUUUGUGGUCGGACAGACCGACUGGUCGCGCAUGAUGGAUCCUUCACAGGGCGGCAGCAAGCUCACCCAAACCAAAUACAUCUAAAACGUAUCCCUCACCAGUUGACAAAUGUUUGGGUGGGAGCUUGCUCUUGCGUAAUAGUGGACUUAUGAUAGAAAUAACUCACCACAGGUUUAAGAGCUCUCUCCCCUGUAGUGCGAAUGUAUUUAGUUAAUUGACUUUAUGAGAGGAAUUAGAAAUAUUGAGUCAGUAAGCAGGAUGGAAACAAACUCGCUCCCUAAGUGUUUAGACAUCUUCGAGGAAAUGAUUUGAAAAUGGUGAAGGCAUAAUCGUCCAGACUAUUUCUUAAGGGAUGAACAGUUUAUGUUCACCACUUUGCAACUGAUUGAUCGAGUACCUAUGGUAUUUACUCUUGAUAACUAAUAUUAUUGUAUUCAACAUUUUUGGGGAGAAUUAUUUGAAAAUACUCAUCAUUCGAUAAGAUUAGAUUGUAACUAAUUAUAAUUAUGUGGGAACGAAAUAGUCCAAACUAUUCUUAGGUGAAGAAAUUAUAAUAUUCACUAGUUUUUAACUGAUUAAAAGUGAACUCAGGUAGUAACGACCUCGUAUGAACUAAUAAUGUAUAUCUAGCAGUUUUUGGGGAAAAAAUUGGAAAUAUUCACAAUCUGCUGAAUAGAUUGCAAUCAUUGGUGAAAAUGCGAAACUAACAUUUCGGGGAAGGAUUCGAAAUUAUUUAGCAGUUGGUGAAGAGUGUUUGAAUGAGCUCUCAGGGUGAAACUCGUCAAAACUAAAUAAUGUAUAUUUAAAAGUUUUAGAGUAGGAUUUCAAAAUACCGAAACCUUGAUUACACCACAUGGCGGAUAGAUUAGUAUCAACUAUGUUCCAUUUAGGGUUAUAUUAAGUUUAUUGAGUGAUAUUAUUAGUGUACUUAUAGGGUUCAUUGAGUGAAAUCACUUCAUAUCAUUAACAACUUUUAAUUAUUCAAAUAAUUCUCUAUCCUUUUAAUAACUAAGUGAGUACAGAAUGACAAUUUCAAAUUUGUGUGCUGGCUAACAACUGUCACCAGGUUAUUAGAGGGAUAAAGUCAAUAAAUUUUUAUUUGAGUCUGCAAUCAAUUAGGUAAAUUUCUAGUGUUAAUAUGUAUGUUGGACUUCCAUAGAAAAACAUCAGAACUUCAACAAAGUUAAAAACAUCUAGUUGAUGGAAUUCUCCUUCCUCUUUUAUGUAAACUAGGUAUAAACUUUCUUGAAUCUUUAUUUGUGGGAAAACGUUUUCCAAGAUUAGUUGAAUAAUAUUGAAGUUUCUCUGCUGUAUAGACAAUUUUAGCGUGGAAACUUCGAUUUUUUUGUUUGCAAUAGAAAUUUUAAUAAUGUGUAAUAUAGGUCUAUCUAGGUACUGUAGUCAGUGUUUUGUAGUUUCAUACGCAUAAUGUGUAUCAUUGUUACACAUAUAGAAAUAAUCUCCCUAUCCCUUUGAAAAAAAAUGUCUUCUAUUCUAUUUACCUUCUUCACCACAGUUCAUUUUGUUAUUUGCAUUAAUAAAACUCUAUAUCAAUAUCCUAUGCCAAUCGCAUCAUUUCAUAGUGGAGUGGAGUUUGAAGGUUACUUUACGAUCUAGCUUUUGAUUCUGUUGUAUAAUGCUCAACUCCGAUAAUAAAUUAUAAGAUCUGGAUAUUUUGCGGUUUCAGUGUAAUUUUCCAAUCAAAUGAAUUGCAUUAAUUGUUCGAUUGUCACUACUGGAGUAAGAUACGAUACAAUAAUUUGAUAUUGAUUCAGAAAAUAAUUCUAUAUUCAUUUUGAAGAAAAUAUAAAAAUUGGUAAUAACUAAGUUUUUCUGUCUAGUGAAGUAGCAUCACUGUAGCGUUUAGUAAGUAGGCUGUACAAUAAUUUGAUCAUAAAAUAUUCAAUAUCCUUGAAUUUUUCCAGUUUUUUUUGGAACCCUGAUUUGAACGUUCAUUAGUUUAGUAAUUCCAGGAAUAUAUUUCGUAAUUGAAAUUUUCUUUUCACUGUGUUCAAUGAUAUUUAUCCACGCACUUAAUCUCUCUUUCAAAUUCAAUUUUUUUUAACGCUGAACAUUUUUAUGAUAUUAGUAUUAAUAAUCAUGGCUAUUUGUCUCAAAUCCUUGACUAAUUCCUUAAUUAAUUUCUCCUAUCCUGCUUCUAAUUGAAAAUUUCCACCUAUGUAUUUCUUCUGCUUUUCCUCUUUGCUCAUCCUUUGUAAAUAAUACCUACUCUUAUCAAGAUAAUACUCUGCAUUUGAUUAAAAAUGUACUUGGUGAAAAUGUUCUCAUAGUUUUGAUUGGAGGCUGCCAUCAGUUGAUAUUAUGUUAUUUUUAAAUCAAUUUUACUUCGUAAUUAGUGUAGUGUUAGCUAAUUGAUGUAGUUCCAACUUUUUAAACAAAAAAUACAUUGGUCUUAUCAAAAUA
This is a messenger RNA of Nilaparvata lugens (brown planthopper), 6278 nucleotides long. RefSeq names its product YLP motif-containing protein 1-like. Lineage: Eukaryota; Metazoa; Arthropoda; Insecta; Hemiptera; Delphacidae. The transcript is spliced from 18 exons. Gene Ontology annotation, biological process: regulation of telomere maintenance. Gene Ontology annotation, cellular component: nucleus. The record is from RefSeq and is a predicted model, not a curated record. Bases 207 to 3938 code for a protein of 1243 amino acids.